AUGAGGAAAGCUAACGUGAGAAAACAAUUCAGGACUAAAUUUACUCAACAUCAGAAGGAAAGUAUGUUCAAAUUUGCCCAAAAAGUUGGCUGGAAAUUGCAGAAGCGAGACGAAGAGUUGAUUAGCGAGUUUUGCAGCAAAAUCGGAGUAGAAAAACAGGCUUUUAAGUUCAGUGGCAUAUUUGAGUCUUUUCUUCUCUCCAAAACAUGGCUGCAAGCCUUGUUCACUCUUCCGAACCUGAAAUUCUUUGUUGAUUAUUGGAAAAACAAUAGGAAAAUAGCAGUGGACAAUAUCAUGGAGAGAUAUAAGGACAGAAAAAUUCCAAUAGGAAAAUUUGAAUUAUCAAAUUACUAUGCUAAUUCUCAAGUUUUCCCUCUAAUUGAUGAGUGGCUUCACAUUGCACUUCAGAAUGGUGUAAAAGAUCUUGUCGUUAAAUGUCCAUUAUACCCCUUGCCUAUUUUCACAAUCUUGGGAGCAAAAUCUUUAAGAGAAUUGGUUCUGGUGGGUUGUACUCUUCUGCCUGAUUCGUUAUACAGUGGUGUUGUCAGUUGCAAUUCUUUGAGAAAACUUUCUCUAUCUUCGGUAAGAUUAGACGAAAACAUGUUUCAGACUCUACUUAAUAGUUGUCCCUUGGUUGUCUCUGUCACCCUCGAGUAUUGUUCGGGAUUGGAAAAGAUCAAGUCGGAUUCUCUGAAGGUCUUGAAGAUUCAGUAUUGUGGGGAAAUAUGGGAGAUUGAUGCUCCAAAUUUGGUAACACUUGAAUACAUCUGCAGGUAUCAAAUUCCUCAACUUAAAAUUGUAAGAGAGUCG
This is a messenger RNA of Capsicum annuum, 810 nucleotides long. Its product is annotated as F-box/LRR-repeat protein 25-like. The record is from RefSeq and is a predicted model, not a curated record. The transcript has 2 exons. NCBI's taxonomy places the organism in Eukaryota, Viridiplantae, Streptophyta, Magnoliopsida, Solanales, Solanaceae. The annotation marks the transcript as partial.